Symsagittifera roscoffensis is the source of this 1300-nucleotide messenger RNA. RefSeq lists its product as uncharacterized. The coding region runs from base 158 to 1009 and encodes 283 amino acids. Gene Ontology annotation, biological process: signal transduction. Gene Ontology annotation, molecular function: protein binding. The transcript is spliced from 3 exons. NCBI's taxonomy places the organism in Eukaryota, Metazoa, Xenacoelomorpha, Acoela, Convolutidae. The record is from RefSeq and is a predicted model, not a curated record.
AACACAAUCGAAUAUCGUUUUUCAUACAAAAACAGUCAUUGCUCGGUGCAGUAUUUUGAAUUUAAAAACGCGUGUUGAAUAAAUAAAUCACUGGCUUUUAACUACACGCAUAUUAGAAUACUUUGAAAAAUAUUGUAAAUCUGAAUCUCACACGACGAUGAUCAACGUUCGCAAUUUGAAAUUACGCGUUGAAGCGGACGACUAUCUUGGGUUCAAGAAGAAACUAAAACUGCAAGGAAAAGAACUGAACCCAAUGCCACCAGAGCUAUUCCACCUAACUGACCUCGAAGUUUUGGAGGCAAGUCCAGAGCGGGAAUCGUGCCUUGACUUCUCCCUACGAGACCUCCCAAGAGACAUCGGACGUUUGACGAACUUGAGGAUUCUCAUCCUUGAUACAGGAAGUUUGACAAUGCUUCCGGCUGAAAUCGGAUACUUAAUAUACCUGGAGAGAUUGUAUCUAUCGAACAACGAUUUGAGAAACCUGCCUCCAGAGUUUAGUAAGCUUGAGAAUAUAAGGAGUCUCCAUUUGGCCAACAAUGAGUUCAGAGAUUUCCCGCUUGAGAUCUGCUGUUUGGAGAACCUCGAGUUUUUGGACAUGACGGAUAAUAAGAUCAAGGCCAUUCCUCAGGAGAUCCAAUUGCUGACCAAGAUGACAUCAUUCUUGUUCUACUGCAACAAACUGAGAAAGGUUCCGAUGGGACUGUGCAAACUGAAGUUGCUCCGUACUCUGUGGCUGGGCAAGAACAAACUGCGUAAGCUGCCCCACUUCUUCGGCAGACUCAGCAACCUCGACUGGGGAGAGUUCUACAAGUCAGCCAAUAUUGACGAGAAUCCCCUGAUGCGGCCGCCAGUGGAAGUUGCGAGACAGGGACCGGCCGCGAUCAGAAGGUUCUUCGAUGACCGAGGAAAAGGCUGGGAUGGAGUGAACGAAAGUGAAGAUGAAGACGAGUGGGUGCCCCUGUCAGACUCAGAUGACGAUGAUAACGGAGGCGUAUCAAACUUCUUCUAAUGACUGAAAGUUCUCGAGAACAGUUAAAAUUGAAUCGAGUCGAAAGGAAGCAGCUAUCUCAAUCGAAAAAUUAUCGUAGCAAUUUGGGUCGAAACAGAAACAUUUAUGGAAUCGUUUGAAAGUGUUGUAUUGCUUGUCGAAGCAAAAGUUAAUUUGUAACUGGGUUAUCUGCUAUUAUGUUGUUCUAGUUGAUUUAGAAAAAGAAUUGUAGUGUAUAUUAAAAUAAAAUGUGAAAUCUUUGCAUGCAAUGAAAAUUCUUCCAAUUCAAAAUUGGUCUUUUUCUAAGGGACG